UGAUUUCAAGAACAUAUGGCCAGAGUUUCAUUUAAUGUAAUGGCUCGGGUCGAUGAUGGACAAUUUUGGAGGGGAUUGACAGCAUUAUGUAACAAUUCCGAUGGAAAAGAAUUCCCUCGGACACGAUGAAGGCAUACCGCGCAACGAAAGGAGGGAUCCAGGUGGAGGUUCCAAAGUCCAAACGCCGGAUAUAGCGUGAUGGGUCCUCAUCGAAUGAUUGAUCGACAUUUGAUCAAAUCUAGCCCUAAUCCGUGUUGAACUCUGAAUCCUCGAGGUGCUUGGGCCGCCGUAAGGACCGAGAGAGUCGACUUGCAUGAGCCACUGAUCCUGUUUAACACAGACACCCGGUCGUCCGGCAGGUCAAAAAAACCUCUUUGACAGCCGGAUGUGGAAAUUUGGGAAGACCGUUGGAGACGUUCCAACGCCCAAAAGUUCCCCACUAUUGCCCAAAUAAUCGAAUGAUCGUAACGAUCGGACUGACGAGGGGGGAAUGACAGGUGCCAGCCGUUGCUUGCUGACCCCGGACCCUGUAGGUUUCAGGCUCAUUCAAACCAGCCUCAAAUUUGAGCUCACCGGCGAUCCCCCUCAACCACCGUAUAAGCAGAGUUAUUCGUCCAUUUGGCCCUGAAAAUUCGCCACGAAUAAUGCUUUCAUCGAUCUUUUUUGGGGUGAUCCAUCACAAAUUGAGUUCCACCGAUCCACGGUCUGUGUUCAAUUUAGAUUGCACCUACCUGAGAUUGGACCCAGUUGGGACCGCCGUUGAUUUUACGUUAAGGAAAUCAUGCCAUAUAUCUACAGGGAUGGAGGGCCUCUGUCGGAUCAGUUCUUUGCUCGGCCUAAGCGCUCAAUUUCCUUCAUGCUGACUCGUGCUUAUUCUCAAUCUACCAUUCACAUACCAGAAUGCCCGGGGGAAUCCGUCCGCCGCUCUCGGUCAUUGAAUCCUGGCCACCUGCAAAUACCGUCAAUCCCGAAUCUCAUGGACCGGCAGCCAUCGUAGUGCCGGCCGUUCUCGGUGGCAUUGCCUUCAUCCUGAUCUGUGUCCGACUAUGGGCUCGCUGUGUAAUUCAAAGAUCAGGAGGAUUGGAUGAUAUCCUGAUCGCAUUGAGUCUUGUGAGUCGAAGCUUUUCCCAUUCCAAUUCAUGCUGGGGCAAUCACUAAGUGAGAUUGAAAAGAUCCCUACUAUAGGACUGAUCGUUACCAUCCCCCUUGGAGCCUACAAAUAUGGUCAAAACUACCACGUGUGGGACAACCCGCUACCGAUAUUGAUCAGCGAGCGCAAACUCGCAAUCGCCAGCGAGAUAUUCUAUGUAUUAUCCUCCAGUCUUAUCAAGAUAUCGGUGCUGCUUUUCUACCGUCGCAUGGGCGAGCGCACCGUUACCCCCCGCUUUAUCAUGAUCAUCUGGAUCAGUAUAGCAUCCGUCAUCGCUUACAGCGUCGCCUUUUUCGUCGUCAUAUUCGUCUCAUGUCGCCCCUUCAAGGCCUUCUGGCUCCAAGUCGAUCCUGUCUGGUCCCAGACCAAUUCUUGGACCUGUUACGAUGAAGCCGCCCACCUUUUCGCCGCCACGGGAAUCAGUCUCGUUCAGGACAUCAUCGCAACCAGUCUACCGGCAUGGCUUUGCUGGAAACUCCAACUCCCUCUACGCCAGAAGAUCGCACUGAACGCCAUCUUCGCGGCCGGCUACCUUGCGGCAGUCAUCGCCGGCAUCCGCAUAUACUUCGUCUGGAGGCUGUUUUACGCCACCUACGACGCCUCGUGGGAGGUCUGGUACUGCUGGCUCUUUGCCCUCCUCGAGGUGCUCAUCGCGGCUAUUUGCUCAAGUCUGCCCACCGUCAAGGUUUUCCUGCGGUGGUACGAUAUGCCGUCGAGUCUUGCCGGCGUGGUGCGCUCCCUCAAGAACUCGCAUUCUCACGGCAGUCGAAACAAACACUCUGUCUCUUCUGCUCGGCCGGAGCACUGGCACUCCGGUGACGACACGGACAAAUAUCCUUUGACUGAAUACGAAAUAUACAGCGGGUCGGAUUUCAAGUCUUCUCCUGGGAGUUGGAGGGAUCCGAAGUCGACGUCGCCUAUGGAGUUAUCGGUCGAUUCUCAAACGGCGACUUCUCAUGUUUAGAUUAGAGGUUGGACCUGUAUAAAUAAUUUUAUAAACCUAGAUUUGUUAACAUAGUGCAUUAGAUUCGUGAAGAACGUCGUUGAUUUUGCUUAUAUUGAAAGAUAUCCCGCGGAAGUU
Aspergillus melleus is the source of this 2231-nucleotide messenger RNA. RefSeq lists its product as uncharacterized. NCBI's taxonomy places the organism in Eukaryota, Fungi, Ascomycota, Eurotiomycetes, Eurotiales, Aspergillaceae. The record is from RefSeq and is a predicted model, not a curated record. The transcript has 2 exons. The coding region runs from base 1140 to 2114 and encodes 324 amino acids.